AUGAUUGCACACCGCAGAACCAGGCCCCUAGUCCCCGGCGGCCCCGCUAUUCCUGGUUACGGUAGCGGCCAUGGUAACGGCGGGGCAAGGGGUGCUAAGAAUCCCCGGCAGAGAUCCGGCUAUCACCCCCCUUCACAACGACAACUGGCCCUGGUGACAUACAACGUGCGCACUUUGAGGUUGGACGAGAAGCUAAUAGAGCUGGAAGAAGAAAUGAACAAGUUGCGCUGGGACGUUAUUGGUUUAUCGGAGAUCCGAAGAGAGGGGGAGGAUACGAAAACCUUACAGUCUGGCCACUUGUUCUACUACCGGGAGGGAGAACAGAAGUCCCAAGGUGGUGUUGGGUUUAUCGUCCACAAAUCUCUCAUAAACAACAUUGUGGCCAUCGAAAGUGUGUCGAGUAGGGUAGUAUACCUUGUCCUCAAAAUCUCAAAGCGGUAUUCGCUGAAGAUUGUACAGGUAUACGCCCCAUCGACGUCACAUCCAGACGAUGAAGUGGAAGCUACGUAUGAGGACAUUAGUAGGGCCAUACGUGACUCCCAAUCACAUUUUACCGUUGUUAUGGGAGAUUUCAAUGCAAAACUGGGCCGUAGAGGCGAUGAUGAGUUGAAAGUGGGGCCAUUUGGAUUUGGGCAGCGGAAUCCCAGAGGACAGAUGCUGGCGGACUUUAUGGAGAAGGAAGGACUCUUUAUGAUGAAUUCUUUCUUCAAGAAGCCGCCACAACGGAAAUGGACCUGGUUGAGUCCCGACGGUGUAACAAGAAAUGAAAUUGACUUCAUCAUGAGCACCAACAGACAGAUAUUCAACGAUGUCUCUGUGAUCAACAGUGUUAAAACAGGAAGUGAUCACCGAAUCGUCAGAGGCAUGUUGAAUAUCAAUGUCAGACUGGAAAGAUCGCGUCUGAUGAAGUCAACGCUUCGACCGUCGAAUGCACAAAUCCAAAACCCCGAGAGCUUUCAACUCGAAUUGGCUAAUCGCUUCGAAUGGCUAAACAGCUGCACAUCAGUGGACGAUGUAAACAGCAGGCUGGUAGAGACUACCUCAGAAACUAUCCGACCGCACCCGAAACCUCAUGGCUAG
Messenger RNA from Bombyx mori (domestic silkworm), 1080 nucleotides. RefSeq names its product craniofacial development protein 2-like. Gene Ontology annotation, cellular component: nucleus. Gene Ontology annotation, molecular function: catalytic activity. The transcript has 2 exons. The coding region runs from base 1 to 1080 and encodes 359 amino acids. Lineage: Eukaryota; Metazoa; Arthropoda; Insecta; Lepidoptera; Bombycidae. The record is from RefSeq and is a predicted model, not a curated record. Gene Ontology annotation, biological process: chromatin remodeling.